AUGGCUCGAUACAAUAAUGGCUCCAAGAGGCCUCCGGGGCCGAAGAAACCGCCCUUGACGCAUUUUCUGUGCGUUCCAUUGGUCUCCGAAGCCUCGAGACCGCACCUCGAGCAAUCACUGCAACGCUUUCAGACCGAGGCCUCCGUGCAAGGUGACAGUGACAAUCAGCGUGGCGCGGUAUCGGGAACAACGAUUGCAAAUGAAACCAAUGAAUACGCUACCCCCCACAUCCAUCCCAAAGCCUUCCGGCCGGUUGGCGCUUUACAUUGUACGCUGGGUGUCAUGAGCCUGAAGAGCGAGAAAUUAGCAGAGGCAGUCACUUUCCUCGAAUCUCUCGACGUAUCGGCUCUCCUCAAAGACGCAUGCACCAGUCAAGCGCCCACUGAAGCCGUUGCUCUAGAGACUGCGCAUGAACCACUUGUGGUCAACUUGAUAGGUCUCGAAUCAAUGCAUCCGCCGCAGAAGACUUCAAUCUUGUACUCUGCGCCAUCAGAUCCUACUGGCAGGCUCUAUACCUUUUGCUUGGCUGUGCAGAAGGAAUUCAGCCAGAAGGGCUUUCUUGUGGAGGACGAUCGAGAGCUGAAGCUGCAUGCAACAAUCGUGAAUACGAUCUACGCAAAAGGAAAAAAGCGGCCUAUGAAACGCACCCCAACUUCCACGCCCACGGCAUCGGCCUCCACGAGCCUUGGCGCAGACAAGACGGGUGGGCAUGCAGACGGGUCUCUCGAGACGACUGGCCGUUCUCAAGGCCACGGACCUGAUGCAGAUGCGCCGCUCAAGAUGGAUGCUCGAGCGCUGCUGGAGAGGUACAAAGAUCACGUGUGGGCACCUGCUUUUACGCUGACAAAGUUGGCAAUCUGCGAAAUGGGCGCGAAGAAGGUCACAGACGCCCAAGGCAAUGUCGUCGGAGAGCAGUAUACAGAAGUUGCCAGCGUUGCAUUGCCCACCGUGCCUACGGGUUGA
Molecule: messenger RNA, 963 nt
Organism: Lecanosticta acicola
Lineage: Eukaryota; Fungi; Ascomycota; Dothideomycetes; Mycosphaerellales; Mycosphaerellaceae
Source: the annotation of a GenBank genome assembly